UUAAGCCCAAGAGUUUGAGGUUGCUGUGAGCUGUGACACCACAGCACUCUACCGAGGGUGACAUAGUAAGACUCUGUAUCAAAACAACAACAACAACAACUAUGUAAUGGGCUUUCACAAAAUAAGAUUAAUAGAAUUGCACCACACUUAUCAAUUCUCUUAAUAAAUGUCAGUGGGGUCUCUCCUUGCAGCGGCGCGGCAAGAGCAGAGUGGUGGCUACAGAGGUGGGAGCUAUGGCAGGACAAGCAUUUAGAAAGUUUCUUCCAUUCUUCAAUCGAGUAUUUGUUGAAAGGUGUGCAGCCAAAACUAUAACCAAAGGAGGCAUUAUGCAUCCAGAAAAAUUUCAAGGAAAAGUAUUGCAAGAAACAGUAGUGGCUAUUGGGUCAGGCUCUAAAGGAAAGGGUGGAGAGGUUCAACCAGUUAGUGUGAAAGUUGGAAAUAAAGUUCUUCUCCCAGAAUUUGGAGGCACUAAAGUAGUCCCAAAUGACAAGAAUUAUUUCUUAUUUACAGAUGGUGAUAUUCUUGGAAAGUAUGUAGACUGAAACAAAUCACUACUGAAAUGGCAUUGACAUGAAGCUGCCCAUUCCACUGAAGUUCUGAAACCUUGCAUCAUGUAAAUAAUUUCCAUGUCUCUCUUUUAUAAUAAAUUGAUGAUAUCUAAACUG
This is a messenger RNA of Nycticebus coucang (slow loris), 665 nucleotides long. Its product is annotated as 10 kDa heat shock protein, mitochondrial-like. The transcript has a single exon. NCBI's taxonomy places the organism in Eukaryota, Metazoa, Chordata, Mammalia, Primates, Lorisidae. The record is from RefSeq and is a predicted model, not a curated record. Bases 234 to 542 code for a protein of 102 amino acids. Gene Ontology annotation, cellular component: mitochondrial matrix. Gene Ontology annotation, molecular function: metal ion binding; protein-folding chaperone binding; ATP binding.